AACAAACCGUGCACUUAACUUUAGAGAAAUGGUUCAGUUGUAGUUUGCCCUGUUUCAAAGGUGGUAGGUGUACUAUGCCCUUUCACUGACAGUGAAGGAGAAACGACUUCAAUAAAUCUCAUAGUGGCUGUGAUCAUUUAUUCAUAAAGCAUAAACAGACGACGUGACUUGUGAAGUGAUAUCAGUUAAACGUUAAGUUGGCGAAAAGUGCUGGUCUUUGUGAUAAUAUGAAUAAACAAAAGAAAUCCUGUUAUUGAAUUCAUGUGCUGCUCCGAUCACCAUGUGCCUUAGUCCCAUUCACUGACCUCCUGUAGUAACGACCCGCAUUGCAUCCAAACACUAACAGGGGACGGAAAACUCGGGUCGAGCUUAGCUUUAAACUUACUUUCUUUCGUUUAAUUAGCUCAAGAACACAUUCAGUAGAUUGUCAGCCAUAAAAUAAAAUCGCCGCUCUUCAUACUCAAAGAGUUAGUGUCUGUUCAGCCAUGCAAGCGGAAGUCUGCUCAGAAUGAGAUGCCUUCAAGAAACACAUUCGGACAAACGGUCUUUUGUGAUUCUAGUCCUAAGUUGUGAAGAAUCGUCGAUUGGUUUAACCGACCCCAAUUCGUUUUACAUAGCCGUUGAUGUGAUGGGUGUGGGUGCCGUUCAGUAACAUCGCUUCUAUGAAUAUGAGCGCCAAACGGAAACCUCGCACUCCUUCCCCGUCUCCUCCAGGCAAGGAAGUUACAGAGGACGACGGAGAGGAUCUGUUCGCGGGCAGGAGGGUCUCCGUAUCCGAAUUCGACUCCCAGGACUUCGGUUACGAGAGCGUCAGUUCGCCCGGAGCAUCCAGCACAUCAUCAGAACCUGCUUACAUCAGAAAGCCCGGGUUCGAGCACCAUGCCCACGAAUUCAGAGUCUCGCCGAGUCCGUCCACAGCUUCGGCAUCGAGCAUCACCGUCAACACGGGGCAAGGACUAGUGGCCGGAGCGCCGAUCCGAACAUCCUUGCAUGGCACUUCUAUACUUCAGAGUCCUAUGGGCUUGGUGUCCAUCUCUUCGAAGGGCAGCAAAAAGAAAAAGAGCAGCGCCCACGAAGGCAGGGAUGAUAUUACAAAGGAAGGCUCUGAUUCUCCAACGCCAAAUCCUCCUAGACCCAGGGUCAAGAAAGAUCCCCUGCCGAUGAAACUGAGGGCGCUGCCGCAGAGCUUCUGGCUGCAGCCCAACAAAAACAACAAUCUUCCGCCAUCUUGCUCCGUGCUGCCUCCUCUCAUCCUGGGGAAGGAUUCCAGUGAUGUCAUUGACGUGAGGCCUGUGACUCCUCCAGAGGAUGACAAAGAGGACAUAGAGAUCAAACUCGAGAAGGACGAGAAGAGGAGCGACAGGAUGUUGAAAGUUGGCAACACCGACCUCCUCUUCAGUCUUUUCGACUCCGUGGAACAAGGAGACAAAAAGAAGAUCACGGUCGUCAGAAGAGGAAGGCCCAAGAAGCCUCCAUCAACGGUGCUACCACGGGUACUGCGAGAUGAGGACCCGUGCCUCGUGAGUGCUGUUACCGAAUCCAUAUUACCUCUUUUACCAGACAGAACACCUGCGUCGUCUGGGUCGUCCACACCUCUGGGAAUUCGUCAGGGAUCACAGGUCUUGGAGAUGGUGAACCUUAGAGACGGCGACAGGACCAUAUCCCUCCCUUCGCUCAACGUGGAGCACAACUACAACCAGAUCCUCUCCGAGCUCGUCCUCAAGUUAUAAUCCUCAAGUGCCACGCUUGCUUAAAGACAGAGUAUUUUCUUAGGAUUUCCUCAAGGGACAGUAACCAGGUGCCGAGAGCUGAGUGGCGAUUGGAACAUUUCGUCACUUCCACCCUAUUAAUAUGACAACUGACUAAGACUCGGAAGUUGUGUUGGAUACCCCGUCUCUUGAAAUGACGAGAUCUCUGUAGAUAAGACUUUGGUCGCUGCGAGUAACGAUCAGUAACCUUACGACUGUUUUCUUAUGCGUCAUUAUUUUCAUAUUAUUGUUCAGCAUGUUUUGCAUUCAUUUGGAUACCAUCGUUCAAAUGCGACUCAGCUCUCGCACUCAAAAAGCUAUGCUCGGAUGUCCAUGGCCAGUCUCCUCUAGUCAUAGGAAUCCGGUGAUACUGUAUUAUAACUGAUCAAAAGGGUUACCAAAGAUUGACAAUAAGUCACAAAUAAAAAAAAUUCCUAUGACGCUGCCCAAGUUAGAUCGCUAUUCAACUCGUCUUUUGCUCUUCAUCGUCACAAAAAGCGAACACUAAAAAUGAUAAAUGUUUUUGAGCAAUGUUAAAAGGUGAUUUAAAACGAAUCAAAUAGAGACUGGUGUGCAUAAUUCUACCGAAGAAAAUUGUUUUCUUGUGCAUUUCACUUCACCAGUUGAAAGCGACCUCUCUGUGCACUUCCAUAGGAAUUUUCAGAUGACGAUCUAGCCACUCCCAAAUGUUGUAUGCCGUUCGACCACUAUCCAGGUUUCUUUUAUGCAUCGAGUCCCUGUCUGUACAUUGAAUAUUUCCGGAACUACGCUCCUCGAUCUUGCUUUUGUCGAAAACCACUUUGAGAUAAACGAAAAGCAGCAAGAAAAUCGAAUAAUUCUGGCAAAGAUAAAGCACAAUUACAUGAAACGUUUAAUCAAAUCAUGUCGGUCAAAUAAGGAGCCUUUAGAACUGACAAAAAAUGAAUAUCACAAACUUUUCGAUAUACCAAGUAUCCAGGAGCUGCUCUGGUUAAUGAUAUUAUCACGCUUUAUGAUACAGAAUAUAUAUUUGUGAAUGUACAAAUUCCCUAAAAGGAGUGAAAACACAAAUAAGAAAAACCAUUUAGAAAUAAUGUUAAACUAUAUAGAAUUUUCUGAUGUACUCGAGCAUUUAAAAAAAAGAAGAAGAAAAUAUAAAAAAAUUGUGUGCCAUAUUUUUGUAAUAACUGCGACAGAUGCUUUUGUUUUAUACUAGCCGUUUUUAUGAGGCGAUUCUAAAACUAGUGUGGACAGGACAUGCGCUUUGUGUUGAAGUUUCUUUUUCACGACAUCCAUCCUAUUCGUUAAGUAGGAUGUCCUGAUGAGGUUUAUGUUCAAGAUACAGGUUUCUUUUCAUCUGUUACCGUAACAUAGACCUUUUGUUACAUAACCCGCUAAGCGAUUAUUCAAUUAGAAGAUACCCUAUCCUUCGAAAGUUGUUUUUUUUAAAUGUUCUGUUUUUUCAUACCUGCCUGCGAAAACACACCUUACUUUGUGGGUAUUAGAUGAUGCACCUUGGAUUAAGAUUGUUGCUGUUUUCAAGUUACGUGUUUCAGAGCUUUAAUACAAUAGUAGUUCUGUGUAGUUUUACGCUGGGACGAGAACGUAUCAGUCUUUGGAAAGCAAUAAUUCGUAUGAUCUGCAAUAACACCUAAUGAUGUCAAUAAGAGCGUUGUAUGAAAAUUGAUUAAACAAUUUUGUGAUUCGUCUCAAUGAGAGACAUGACAAUUGGAAUUGCAAAUCUUUUAUGUUAUAUUUCUCGUCCCAUAACACUGUGCAAUAAAAAUACGUGACUUCACAACAAUAAUAUGCACAACCAAAGGCAAUGUUGAUAAUGAUGAUGUUAACCGUUCCAACUCUAAGUAACGAUUUAAAACAAAAGGGAAGGAAACACUUUUUAAGGUAUCCUAUAUGAGGACUCGAUGUUUCCUCGUUUUACAGUAGCAGUAAAUACUGCGUAAUUUGAAUUUCACUGAUAAAGCUACGAUACUAACAACUUCAUUCGGCCUAUCAAAACAAAACAUUCUAUAUUACACGUUAUCUUUAUGAGGGGUAUUCAUUGUUAAGAAGUUUCUUUCAACGAUACCCUCUUUCAUGAAAUACUUCAAAAUAAUGACGAAUAAUGAAUUGAAUAUGAAUCGUAUUUUUUUAAAGAUACUUAUAGUGUAUUUCAUGUAUAAGUCGUGCAGUUUUUGGUAAAAGUCACUGCUACCGCAUUUUCUAUAAAUUGUAUAUUACUGCAACCGCAUUACGAUAACAACCGCUUUCUUGUGACAGACCUCGAUAUAUCAGCAUUGCCUUUGGUACAAAUGUGGCAUAACAUGGACUGUGAUAAUAGUCCGGCACCCUGUGAUAGCACCUAAAGAUUGAUAGUAAAUUUUUCAAACCAACGUCGGUAGAUGCUGGGUCAGGAAAUCAAAUGGGCAAAUGAUAUCUUAAGGACAAUUAGGAAAAUAAAAACGAGAGAGAGAGAGAGAGAGAGAGAGAGAGAGAGAGAGAGAGAGAGAGAGAGAAGAAUGCGUCCUUGGCAUGUACGUGCAGAGGAAGAGAAGGAGGAACAUUCGAAAGGCAAAGAACUUUGGAGGAUUUACAGCCCCAACUUGGCAGAAUUUGUGAAAUUAUAGAGCUCCGAAUGGUUUAUGGAUGAACUCCGUUUGUGAUUUAUGAACGUGGCACACAUGCAAUUCUCGUUUACGGUUACAUUUCUUUCAGGUCCGUUGCUGUUGAUUUCUGUUUUCAGCAAAACAUAGAUAUACAAGACUUACUACUCUCUUGACCAUCGAUCAGUUUUCAUGAAUCAUGUUGAUAUAGAUUGCUUGUCAUUAAAAUUAUGGUUCAGCAUCUCUUAAGCAAAUACCAUGAGCAGCACUCUACCGACGUUGGCGUUAAAUUUUCUUGUAGGCAUAAAUUGAAUCGAAGGAAAGGUACAGUUUUCUGACAGCUUUUGAGAGUCAAAAUAAUCUUGAGUGGCAUUGCCUGUGCGAAUUACAAUCAUGAAGUUCACACGAAUAAUAAAUGAUCAUUUUCCUUGGCUAUUUAGAUAUCAAUUUUGCGAAGAAAAGUGUACCAAGACCUUCGCAUCGGUACAAACACAGUUGUUGUGCCUUGUGCUCUUCGGAUGGAACGCGCAGAACCGCCUAGUUUAUUGGCUAAUAGCUUCAUUCGGUCAGACAAAGUUUGUGGGCAAACACUUUCAUUCAACAAUACGAAGUUCACUGCAUUCAACAACAAGCAGCUUGUUACCAUUCACUUGACAUCAGUGAUCUUAUGAAAACCACAGUUGAUGAAUUAAUUAUGCAUUCUCAUUUAAACAGUUACUUUCUUCCCCCGGAGAUUCUUUGGCUGACAAGAGACAAUACCUCCCUUGGAAUCUCAGUAAUAUGAGUGAAGUAGCUUGAACAUCACUUCUAAAUUACGAAAAAGUCGAAGUGGAGACAAAGAGGAGUCAACACUUAAUAUUUUGCGGGUCAUUCAUAGUUGCAAGUCGUCUUCAAAUGGAUGGAGGCUUCUCCGGGCAGUUUCCGGAUUUAAUUUCCCCUUUGAAAACGUAAAAUCCAUCAAGUGAGAAUGUAGCAAUAUAAACUAGUCGUCUGUGUGCGUUCCAUCUGCGAAAACAAAACGAUAUAUAAUAUAAUUAAAAUCUUGGACAAAUAGCAUUAAGUCACAAGACACACUAGUAUUGUUUGUUUUGACGAUAAUUUAUGGAAUAUAAAAAAAAUCAAAAUAAUCUUUGCGCUUUCCAGUGAAAACGCAAAAGAUGCAGGUUAUGAAUUUAUAGGUGAGGAAAAUCUAAGCAGCUGGAUCCUGGGUGACUCUCUUUAUACUGAUUAAGAAAAUUAGCGUCUAACAACUUAGUUCCAGUGCUCUCUUUCAACAACAUGCAGGAAAAUGUGCUUCUGAGUGCAAACAGUGUUUUUUCCUUCCAAUAUUUAAAUAAGCAAGCGCUGUUUGUUUUAAACAUCAACAAUAGAACGUUUUUUAACAACCCCCUCUCACCUGCCCCAUGUGACUAAAAUAAAUGAACAAAUAUCACACUACAGUAGAUUCUCAUUAACCGUGCAUUUGAUAUCUAGGUCAGUCCCUUACGACGCUCAUGAUUGGCUGUUGAGAAGCCAAUCACAGAGCUGGAAACUUAUUCUCUCGAGAGAGUUCACUUGGGUAGAAUCUGUGUUCCAUCACUCCUGAGGGAUACGUCUUUCAAAAGUAUCCGUCAAGAGAUGUGGAACAUACACAUCCUGUCUGUGUGAACUCUCUCGAGAGACUGAGAGUUUCCAGCCCUGUGUUUGGCUUAUCAACAGCCAAUCAGGAGCGUCGUAAGGGACUGGCCUAGACAUCAAAUGCACGGGUGAUGUGAAUCUCCUAUAUUACGUCAACCCGUCACGUGAUCAGAGACGCACAGUAGCACGAAAUAAAGAGAUCUAUGCAUUAGGAACCAGCUCUUAGGUUUUCUCUACCAUCUAUCAUGUAUUUAAGUAUUGGGGGGAAAAUGCCUCGACAGCCAAAUUCUAACAUAUACCUAAACUUUCAAUUUUCGGAUACUGAAAAAUGGCUUUCUCUCUUCCGCUUAUAGCUUACAGGUAUAUUAAUACUUACAUAUGAAUAUUCUUUAUACGUGCAUAUGGUACAUGCUUUAUACGUGUACAUAGCAUAUACUUUAUACGUGUAUAUAGUAUAUGCUUUAUACGUGUAUAUAGUAAAUACAUAUGUGUACGAAUAUACCUACAUACGUAUACUACUAAAGAAUAUUUUAGAUCUAAGUUUUAUACUCAUCGAUGUUAUUCGUCUACUUCUUGUAUUAUUACUACGACUUCAACUUUCCACUUUUAAACACCUGUUAUUGUUGUUGAUUUGAUUCCCUACUUGGGAAUAACGUAUGUGGCAAUGAUCGCUGAACUUCUUUUUCUCACAUACGAGUUAGUUUAUAAAUUUUUUUUAUUGCAGUAAUAUACGCAGUUUAAUGUAUGAUUAAUCCGCACUGUACCUUCUCUCCCGGGAGAUCUAAAUGCUGUCAGGGGUCCUUUCCCCCGCCAUUCUCAGAGUCUGUCUGUCAGGUCAUUAUCGUAAACGGAAUGGACGUCGAAGUUGUCGAUUUCUUCGUGAUUCUGCGAGGCUUCGGUUCACUCAUCUAAAUUCAGAAUGAAGCACAUCUUGAAAAAUUACCAUUUCAAAGGUUUUCGUGUGAUCGGUAGCCUACUGCAUUCCCUCUGAACUCUCAGGAAAGGAAAUUAACAUGCUUGAAAGGUUGUAAUUUACACAGUAUACCCAGAAUAGAUGCAUUAGUUCUAAACGUCUCACGCAGAAUGAUUCCCUAGUUUAACGUAAGACGUCCCAUCACAUAAUUAUAAUUUACAAAAGGUAUACCACAGAAAUCUAGCCAUUACCACAAACUACAACUAAUUCCCACGAGUUUAACACAAAAACUUUCUACCAAAAUACAACCAGAUGACAGGAACUGUCAAGCUGACACAGGUCAAAGAAGUAGACAGCCCCGACGUCCAAGAAGGUUGAUGAUGUUUUUGGUGAUGUGGUAAGUUACAACCCGGGUCACAGCCACAGUGUCCACUUCCGGUUGUCUGGGUUACAUCGCCACAGUAUGUAGCACCGUAGGCCAUACGUCGUAGUACUCUAUUUGUGUGACUGUGUUGAUGUGAUGUAUCGGACUUUGUCAACAUUGGAACGACAUCCUUGACAUCUCUUAUCAGAAAUUAUCCAAACAUUUCUUGAUAGUUUGCUUUGUUGGUGGAAGUUUCUCAAAUUCAUCAGAAAAUUUCCUCUACAUCGUCUACUAAUUAAAUUAAAAAUAAAUAAAUAAAAAAAUGACUUACGAAGCUGCACAUAAUGGUAAAUACAAACUGAAACUUGUCCUUUCUUUUAAAAGUAGAAAACUGGGAAGCCUUUAAAGAAUGUAGAUAAAAUGAGGAAUUUUAUCACAUGCCACAUCAUUUCUUAAAGUCUAAAAUUACCGGUGCUGAAAAAAAACAGUAAACCAUUUCAAAAAUCUAAACAUUUUUAAAUCGCAAUCAAAAACAUGUUAUUUAGAUGUUGACAAACUCUGGUACCCAUCUUCCGCGUGGUUGUAGCUGUACAUCACUUUAGCUUUUAUGUAGUAAAAGCCCCCAAGGGCUAACUUCUUCGUGCAUUUGUAAAUGAAUGUCUAAGAAGUCCACAAUUGGAAAUAUUGUAUUUAUUUAUUUACUUAUUUAUUGACAUUAGUUACCUAAUGCGUUCUUGUUUGAUACUUAUGAUGUACAUAUUGUAAAUACAAAAUACAUAUGAUACUAUUAAAUAAAUCAAAUUAUGAUCUACCACAGCCUCUAUGUUAAUCUGAUAUAGCAGCAUAAUAAAAAAAAAUAAAGGAAAAGGGUGAUUCUUGGCAAUAACUCAUUAGCAAAAUAGCAGUUACAGAACUUGGAAACCAAGGUAGAUUUUUAUAUGAGAUUGUCA
This is a messenger RNA of Macrobrachium nipponense, 8171 nucleotides long. RefSeq lists its product as uncharacterized. The record is from RefSeq and is a predicted model, not a curated record. The coding region runs from base 663 to 1730 and encodes 355 amino acids. The transcript is spliced from 5 exons. Lineage: Eukaryota; Metazoa; Arthropoda; Malacostraca; Decapoda; Palaemonidae.